UGCCAUGAAGAUAAACAGACGCACGCCAUGUAGACGGUUGACUCUAUCAACGUUACGAAUUACUUAGCUAAUAUAACGUUUAUUUAAAGGAAAAGUUGCCCUGUGUGCUCUAUUUUUAGUGUCUGUAAAAUUCAAAUGAUAUACGGCCUCACUUUGACAAAUACACGCUAUCAGGAUGGUGUCAUACAAGCGGCUAAACCCAGAAGACGUUCAGUUUUCCAGUGCAGUUUUGUCAGAAGAGCCCCGUCCUGUCCAUGAAGAAUUUCCAAUGCAGGAGCCAGAGGAAGCCUCCUUGCUUCCACAGAGGCCUUCAUGCUCUGUCACCACAGGCCUCCUGGUGAUUGGCGCCCUGCUGCUGCUCCUUUGUGGAGGCUGGCUAUUGGGCAUGUUGUGGCUGCACAGACCGUCCAACCUACAGCCACAUAGACCUCCGCCACCGGCCUCUGCACAAACACCAGACUCUCAAGUAAAAACAGGAGUAAAUGACACUGCAGCUGCAUUUCGCCGUGAGGCUUGCAGUUUAAUCCCUGAGGCGUGGAGAUUUGAUUGCUACCCUGAAAGAGGGGUUAUUGUGACCCGAGAGUUGUGUGAGGCAAGGAACUGUUGCUUUAUCCCUGCAUCCUCUCCCUCCUUCUCUGCCAUCCGCCCAUCAGGGAGAAAUGGUAUCCCUUGGUGUUUCUAUCCUCCGGAUUUCCCUUCCUACUUGCUUGUGUCAAUAAACGACACAACCCUAGGACAGAAAGGUACACUCGUAAGGGAGGUCAAAACAUACUACCAGGCAGACAUCCUCAAUCUAGAGGUGGAGAUACGUCAUGAGACAGACACACGGCUACGUGUCAGGAUUACAGACCCUUCUAAUUCACGGUUUGAGGUUCCAAUCUCUGUUCCCAAUCCCACCAAGAAGGCAGAAAGUCCAGAAUACAUCGUAGAGCUUUCAAAGCAGCCAUUUGGUGUCGUCGUUAAGAGGAGCUCUACAGGAGCAGUGCUUCUGAACACAACAGUGGCUCCUCUCUUCUAUGCGGAUCAGUUUCUCCAGUUCUCCACCUCCCUGCAGAGUCAGUUCAUUUAUGGCCUGGGCGAGCACCGCUCCACCUUUCUGCAUGAUGUCCACUGGAACACACUCACCAUGUGGGCCAGAGAUGUGCCUCCAAUGGAACAGACAAACCUAUAUGGAGCCCAUCCAUUUUACUUGGCAAUGGAGGACGGAGGGAAUGCACAUGGCUUCUUCCUGCUGAACAGCAAUGCAAUGGAUGUGGUCCUCCAGCCUGCCCCAGCCAUCACCUGGCGUACUAUUGGUGGAAUCCUUGACUUUUAUGUUUUCCUCGGUCCUGAUCCUGGUUCAGUGAUUGAACAAUACGUGGAAGUCAUUGGCUACCCAGCAAUGCCCAUCUACUGGGCUUUAGGCUACCAUCUCUGUCGCUGGGGUUACAACACUAGCAAUUCUACCUGGGAGGUUGUCAAGAGCAUGAGGAAUAAUGGGAUACCUCAGGACGUCCAGUGGAAUGAUAUUGACUACAUGGACCAAUUUAUGGACUUCACUUUUGACUCAACAAAGUUUGCCACACUGCCUGAUCUGGUGAAGGACCUGCACGCUCAUGACCAGCGCUACGUCAUGAUCCUGGAUCCAGGUAUCAGCAGCACACAGCCUGAGGGCUCAUACUGGCCGUACGAUGAAGGGAUGAGGAGAGGUGUUUUUAUCAAAGACGCUGAAGGAAAAACACUUAUAGGGAAGGUGUGGCCUGGUCUGACAGCAUAUCCUGAUUUCUCUGAUGAUGUGACACAUGAAUGGUGGCACGACAACCUUCAGAGGUUUCAUGAGAAGGUGCCAUUUGACGGAUUAUGGAUUGACAUGAACGAGCCAUCAAAUUUCCUGGAUGGGUCUACCAAUGGCUGUCCGUCAAACAGUCUUGAAAAUCCUCCUUACACACCUGGCAUACUAGGAGGUUUGCUAAGAGCCAAAACUCUGUGUGCCACUGCACAGCAAAAGCACUCCAUACACUAUAACAUGCACAGCCUCUAUGGACUUAUGGAAGCUAAGGCGUCUGCCAGCGCUCUGAAGAAGAUCACGGUGAAGAGACCUUUUGUAAUCUCACGCUCCACCUUCCCCAGUCAGGGGAUGUACUCUGGUCACUGGCUGGGAGACAACAGGAGCCAGUGGAAAGACCUGUACACUUCUAUAGCAGGUAUCUUGACCUUUAACCUUCUGGGCAUCCCGUUGGUGGGAGCAGAUAUCUGUGGCUUCAGUGAGGAGCCGCAGGAAGAACUCUGUGUCCGCUGGACGCAGCUGGGAGCUUUCUAUCCCUUCACACGCAACCACAACGCCAUCGACUUGAAGCCUCAAGACCCAACAGCUUUCAGCCCUCUGGCUCGUUCAGCCAUGAAGCAGGCUCUGCUGCUGCGUUAUUCCCUCUACCCUGUGCUCUACACUCUCUUCCAUCACGCACAUGUACACGGACACACUGUUGCACGGCCAAUUAUGUUUGAGUUCCCAAAAGAUGUAAGAACCUAUGGGAUUGACAAACAGUUCCUAUGGGGGAAGAGUUUAUUAGUGACACCAGUAUUGGAUCCUGGAGUCGAUUAUGUGGAUGGUUACUUCCCAGAGGGUCUGUGGUAUGACUACUACACGGGUGACUCUUUGCACAGUAAGGGUGAAGAACUUCGACUCCAUGCACCUCUAGAUAAGAUCAACUUGCAUUUGCGUGAGGGCUCUGUUAUACCAACACAGGCGCCUAACCUGACCUUGUGGGUAAGCAGCGGUCAGCCUCUCCAUCUGGUUUCAGCUCUCUCUGACGAUGGUUCAGCCAGUGGAGAUCUUUUCUGGGACGACGGAGAAAGCAUCGACACCUAUGAGAACAAGAAAUACUCCUACAUCGUCUUCAGUGUUGCUCAGAACGUGAUGACAUCACAUGUUCUUCAUAGCAACGUGGAAGCUACAUACAUUACUGUGGAGACCGUCUCCAUCUACGGUGUGAAGCAGACGCCUGACACAGUGCUGGUGAACUCCCAAGUUGCAACGUUCACAUACAGAGCCAACCAGGUGUUAACAGUUGUAGAUCUUGGUCUCAACCUCAGUCAGAACUUCACCAUCAGCUGGAUGUAAUGAAUCAAUUUUUUGUAAUUGUUGGUUUAACUUUCUCUUGGCUAUUUAAGUUCCAAACUGGCACACAGUGAAGUCUAUAAAUCUAAUGACUCAUGUUGCUUUUUAGUGUUUUGCCUUUGUGCUCCAGAACACUGGAGGUUAAAGGGAAAAAUAACUGAGGUUAAAGUGAACAGUGUGGGACUUGUAGACCUUUUUACCUCUUUAGGAAACUCUGCAUAAAAACACGUUGCUUCCAAAACUGUUCAAUCAACCCCUCAAAUUAGUCAGCACCUUAACCUCAUAGUCAUUAUUUCAGAUCUAAUGUGCAGGAGUACAGAGACACAACAAAGUGUCUGUUGAGAAACGAUUUACAGGUGAAAGUGUGGGUACACCGGAGAGAGUCAAGUUGGUGUUAAUCAUAUUUAUAGUGCGACAUUUAAGAAAUGGACAAAAGCAUUUCUGUAUACAUGAAGGCUUCUGAAACAAAGGUAUGCAAUCACUGACCUACAGUAGUCUGGACACUUAAUAUCUGUGUGGGUAAAUGUAUUGUUUGAUAAGUUAUUGCUGAACUGUCACCUAAUUUACACGUAAAGCUUCCUUGGUAAGGUAUUUUAGUUCAAUUUUAGGUUUUUAGUUCAGUUCACAGAUCAAAUCUUUAUUUUUUUGGGCAAAGUGAUUAUGUGCAAUAAGUGAAAGGAUGAUCAAUCUUCCUUAAAAUAUGACAAGUCUUGAAUAUAUGUUCAUGAUGUAAAAUAUUGUAUGUGCUUGAAUGGUGUUUACAGCCUAUUUCUGCACUAAUUGGUACUGCUGUAUUGUAAAGGUGGAUGCAGGUGCCUUAUGAUUCUGUUUUGUGUGUUUUUGAGCAUCUCUGGGUUCCAGAUGAUCCUUUUGUUCAGCCUGUUUUUAACGCUAAUGAUCAUAGGACUGCUGUGCAUGAGGAUUACUUUAACUGCUACUUUAACUACAGUAUACUAGACCAGCCAUAAGUGUUCUGCAGUCAUUAUACCAUGAAUUUCCUUAGCACUGGUUUUCCAACCUCUGAUGGCAGAAUAUAACUAACACCUAAGACUGGAUUCAUUUCAUAAGCUGAUCGAGUGAAUUUUUCUAAACAGCAAAGAUCAUUCUGGUUAAAUUUGACCUUGAUGCUGUGAAAAUCUGAUUUGAAUGUGUAGUCUUUCUCACACAACAGCUGUGAAAAGCGUCUCUGCAUCUUUAGAAUACCAGAUUAAAUUGUUCUAGAAAUGCAGUCAAUGCAUGUGUGCUAUAAAGCAAACUACGCAAAAUCCGUUUUUAAGCAUGUAAAGACAAAUAUACAGAGUAUAUUUUACCAUCAUUUAUGUUUAGCUAACUCAAGUUAUGACCACAAAAUUGUCUGUAUUUUAUGAUAAAUUCUUGUGUUUUAAUUUUUGUGUUUAGUUGCUCAAAUUUUAUUAUAUGAACAAUAUGAAAACUACUGCCAUUUUAUUUUAUAAUAUGUCUUGAGGCCUCAAAAGUUAAAGAAAAAGGAAAUUAGGUGAUUCCCACACUCUUGUCUUGACCCCAAUGUACUGUCACCUUAAACAUUUUUUUUUCCAUUUAUCUUUUCAUUAAUAAAGAAAAAUUUUGA
Micropterus dolomieu (smallmouth bass) is the source of this 4685-nucleotide messenger RNA. It is a transcript of the gene gaa2, whose product is annotated as alpha glucosidase 2. Gene Ontology annotation, molecular function: alpha-1,4-glucosidase activity; carbohydrate binding. Gene Ontology annotation, biological process: carbohydrate metabolic process. The record is from RefSeq and is a predicted model, not a curated record. Lineage: Eukaryota; Metazoa; Chordata; Actinopteri; Centrarchiformes; Centrarchidae. The transcript is spliced from 21 exons. The coding region runs from base 176 to 3100 and encodes 974 amino acids.